Messenger RNA from Heterobasidion irregulare TC 32-1, 3303 nucleotides. RefSeq lists its product as uncharacterized. The record is from RefSeq and is a predicted model, not a curated record. Gene Ontology annotation, cellular component: nucleus; HIR complex. Gene Ontology annotation, biological process: regulation of DNA-templated transcription; DNA-templated transcription; chromatin remodeling. Gene Ontology annotation, molecular function: nucleosome binding; protein binding. The transcript is spliced from 13 exons. Bases 97 to 2922 code for a protein of 941 amino acids. Lineage: Eukaryota; Fungi; Basidiomycota; Agaricomycetes; Russulales; Bondarzewiaceae.
CGUUUAACAUCUCCUUACUCUUCACUGUGUCCUCCAAUAUUAGGCUGUUCACAUUGCAUAGGUCAGAAACUACGUCGAAACAAGAACUAAGUCGUGAUGAAGUUCACGAAGCCUGCCUGGGUUGCCCACAAAGACCCUUCAAGCAAGAGCGAUUCCGCGCCGAAACGUCUAUCUAUAUUCUCCGUACACGUUCACCCCGAUGGCUCACGCAUCGCUACUGGCGGUCUUGACGCGAAGGUGCGCAUAUGGAGCACCAAGCCGAUUCUCAACGCCACUUCGGAGGCUUCCAAUCGACCUGCGAAAUCUCUCUGCACUCUCACAAUGCACACAGGCCCUGUUCUGUGCGUUCGAUGGGCAAACUCGGGGCGGUGGAUUGCGAGCGGGAGCGACGACACCAUCGUCAUGAUUUGGGACUUAGACCCGACCGCGAAGGGUAAAGUGUGGGGAACGGAUGAAGUCAACGUCGAGGGAUGGAAACCGUUGAAGAGAUUACCUGGACAUGAGAGUGAUGUAACGGACAUCGCGUGGUCACCAGCCGACCGAUUCCUGGCUUCGGUAGGACUCGACUCUCAGGUUAUGAUAUGGUGUGGUUACACUUUAGAGCGUCUACGCAAAAUCGACCAGCACAGAGGAUUCGUCAAAGGCGUUUGCUGGGAUCCAGUCGGCGAAUUCCUCGCCACUCAAUCCGACGAUCGCAGCGUGAAGAUUUGGCGAACUACUGACUGGGAAUUAGAGGCAGAAGUUGUAAAACCUUUUGAAGACUCUCCAGGGAGCACGUUCUUCAGGCGUCUGAGUUGGUCACCCGACGGUGCACACAUAACUGCGUCGAAUGCAACAAAUAACAUGGGAUUUGUGUUCAUUGCAGCCGUGAUUGCGCGGAAUAGUUGGACUUCAGAGAUCAGUCUUGUUGGACAUGAGAACACAGUCGAAGUAGCAGCAUACAACCCACACAUCUUCCUGCGUAAUCCAUCAGCACCAGUUGCAACGUCUAAUAUCUGCUCUGUGGUGGCGCUAGGUGCAGAUGACCGUUCUGUGUCUGUAUGGCAGACCAAAUCAGCGAGGCCACUCAUCGUGGCAAAGGAGGUUUUCGAGAGACAAAUAAUGGACCUGAGCUGGUCGUGGGAUGGCCUCACAUUGUACGCUGUCUCGUCUGAUGGAACACUUGCAGCUUUCAGCUUCGAUCCAGAAGAACUUGAAGGCAUUGCCCCGCACAGCGCUCAGCAACAAUAUCUCCAGAAGUUUGGGUUUGUCCUACCUCCUGUCCCUGAAGGCUAUUCCCACACUGGGCGGUCAGACCAGAGAAUGACCCCACCCCCUUCGCCGACACCUGGCUCUGGAAAUGCGAGUGCGUUUGGUGGGAGCAAUGACGGAAAUGGAGAGCGCAUCAAUAAGCUGGUAGCAAAAAGAAAGACAACGAAGAGGGUUCAGCCAUCGUUUUUGGGAGGUUCCUCGAGCUCCGCUACCGUCCCGUCAGCUGCUAUCCCACCGGUCUCAUCUACAUCCUUCUCCGAUACUUCCGCUAAACCAGCUCCUUCACAUAUCCAAUCGCAUUUGGCUUCGCCACUCAUUGGGCCUGGUGUGGCUGCGUCUGUGCCGGAGCUGUCGCCGUUCUCGCCGCCCAUCGUUUCCCGGCAAGUCGACUCCGAUGGGAGUAUGCACUUAGAUGUGCCCAUUGACUCGAUUGAUUCUGCGAGUUCAGACGCGAGCGGGAGAGGGAAACGCAAGAGCUCGACCCUAGAUUUCCUGGACGAGAGACCGACUAAGGCCAGGACACUUGGAGGAGACAGAGUGCGUGAGGGCAGGCCUGUAAUUGAAGAAAUCAGCGUACAUUCAAUCGGGCGCGCGGGGAGCUCCGUUGCAGCAACGAUUGCUCAGAACGUGUUCGAAGUACCCCGCGUGUUGACGUAUCUGGAAAUCAAAGUGGUCGAUGUAGGUGAUGAUGUAUUUGAGGGAAAGAAUGCAGCGGAUGGAGGCUUGACUGAAGUGGCCUAUGUUAGCGGGAAGCAAACGCAAUGGUUGGAUUACUUACCAUCCCCCAUCAUCACUCUGGCUGCCACAAGCUCCUUCUGUGCAGUUGGUAUGAUAGAUAGCUGCUUGAACAUCUAUUCUCCGACAGGCAGGAGAUUGAUGCCAACUCUUACGUUGGAUUCACCAACAAGCUUCUUAUGUGGCAGUAAAUCGUCAUUGAUCGCACUUACAUCUACAGGGACGCUGUAUUCUUGGAACGUGAAGAAAAUGUCGGCUAACUUUCCUCCGGCAUCAAUUUUGCCACUCCUCUCUAUCUCCCCAAAUUCCGUGUCCGAUGGGGUUCCCAUCACUAUCACAUCUCUCUCCGCUCGGCCUAAUGGCAGUCCCGUGCUUCAUACCACAUCGGGUGUCGCAUUUUCUUACGAUUCUUCUCUGCUUUCCUUUGUCAAACUGACGGAGUCAUGGUGGGCCUCGGGUUCAGAUGCAUGGUCGGGUCGGCAGCGUACGGCCAAUGCCUCGUCUUCCCGCCUGCUCGUCACGAGCCUUGAGAGUGUGAUAUCGGAGCAGAUGCCGCCACCAUCUCACUCUGCGACCCGUCCAACGUGGUGGACAACUGCUUUGACGCUAGGUCACCUCGAGUCAAAACUUCAUGCUGCGCGAGUGUUAGAUAGUGAGUAUGAGUACAAGCAGGUACUAUUGGUAUACGCCAAGAAGAUCGCAGACGAGGGGUUCAGGGCGAAGGCUGAGGAAUUGGUGAAGGAACUCUUUGGACCGAUCUACUGGCGGCCUGGAAUGGCCAAGGAAGACAAUUGGUGUCCGACGCUUCUUGGAUAUUCCAAACGCGAGCUGCUGAAGGACGUGUUGUCGAUUUUUGCUCGCAGCAAGACACUGACGAAAUUAGCCAUGGACUAUCAAGACUUGUUGAAAAAAGCAUCAGCUCCGAAUGAGGAUUAGAUGGCAGAUGUCUCCCUUUAUAUUGGAUCUCCUACGAUUUUUGUUCUAAGUUAUGGCCUUGUUCGCCUAUGUGUAUUCUGUGCUUUACGCUUCGGGUGACCAUGCUGGCAUGGACGGCACACGACGGCAACGGCAAAGUCAAUGCCUACAUUGUAAUGGUUUCGGGCGGGUGCUUUAGCACCUGAGUCCCACCACACGUAUUUAGGUCUAUUUUUGUUCCCUCCGUGGCGUUAUCAAGCGCCCGAUGGUUAGAGAACUCGAUCCUCUUUCGUUUGUGCCGUCGCUGCUCAUUUUAUAUGUAAUCAUUUGUCCAUUCCUUAUUAUGAGGAAUAUCGCUGUAGUACAUACCGCUAUAGUCUAUCUUUCCUUUUUUUCCGUUCC